UGAGCAACAGCUGGAAUACCACGGCUGAAACCUCAUUGCCACUCUUAAGACACUCUGGUCUGGAAGUCGAAAUCUGUUUGUGCUUGUUUGCAGCCUUGCAGGGACAUGGCUGGGCGGAAUAUCGGAGUUGCUGUGGACUUCUCAUCAUGCAGCAAAGCAGCUCUGCGAUGGGCAUCAACCAACCUUACCAGGAACGGUGAUCAACUCAUACUUAUCCAUGUCAACAAUUCCUCCCAGACUGAGCAAGGAGCAAUGCAUCUCUGGGAACAGAGUGGUUCGCCGCUCAUCCCUCUGGUAGAGUUCUCAGAUCCCCAUGUCACCAAUACGUAUGGUCUGUCACCAGACAAGGAGACACUGGAAAUCCUGGCUCAAUUGGCAAAACAGAGAGGGGUUCAAGUCUUUGCAAAGAUAUUCUACGGUGACCCGACAAAGAAGCUGUGUGAGUCAGUUGACCUGGUUCCCCUCAGCUGCCUGGUUAUUGGAAGCAGGGGUCUGAGUACACUGAAGAGGGCUCUGAUGGGGAGCGUGAGCACCUAUGUUGUGAACCACGCCGCCUGCCCAGUCACGGUUGUGAAGGAGAACAUGUAGCUGCAGCUUGCUAGCCGAUGAUCAGAUGAUCAUACCGUCUGCAAUCUCAGAUAAAACAUAAUACUACGAUACCGUCUGCAAGAACAGUAGUUACGUCUAUGCAGUAGCACAGAUGACAGCAAUAUCGCCAAUAAAAGUGUGAUUGGCAUGCACUCAUGUUGUUCUGUACUUAAAAAACCACAUGCUUGAUCUAAACAUCCGUUACUAUGAGCG
Lolium rigidum is the source of this 801-nucleotide messenger RNA. Its product is annotated as universal stress protein PHOS32-like. Bases 106 to 588 code for a protein of 160 amino acids. The transcript is spliced from 5 exons. Lineage: Eukaryota; Viridiplantae; Streptophyta; Magnoliopsida; Poales; Poaceae. The record is from RefSeq and is a predicted model, not a curated record.